This is a messenger RNA of Alosa sapidissima (American shad), 3133 nucleotides long. RefSeq names its product cell division cycle 25B (gene cdc25b). Lineage: Eukaryota; Metazoa; Chordata; Actinopteri; Clupeiformes; Clupeidae. Gene Ontology annotation, cellular component: cytoplasm; nucleus. Gene Ontology annotation, molecular function: protein tyrosine phosphatase activity. The transcript has 14 exons. Bases 363 to 2051 code for a protein of 562 amino acids. The record is from RefSeq and is a predicted model, not a curated record. Gene Ontology annotation, biological process: G2/M transition of mitotic cell cycle; protein dephosphorylation; positive regulation of G2/MI transition of meiotic cell cycle.
ACAAUCUUGCUUCUUUUUAUCUCAGUGGUGUUUGAGGGGUCGGAGGGAGUGCGUAUAUGGCAGCUCUCUGAGAAGCUAGGCUAAGGAAGAUGUCUUUGUAGAAUUUAUUACUAUUUUUAAUCAGUCCGAACUUCCAGGGCGCUCGUCAUGCUUGCUUCUGUAACUUUUUCCUCAGCAAUCGAAUUUUAAGGAAGAAUUCGAUCUUUUCCGCAGUGCAAUUUCUGCAGUGUGCUUGCUAACACCAGCUAACUAGCUAAUCUAUGAUUUCGAAGGAUCAUAGAGGAUUGGAUUCCCACCACUGAAUAAUUUUGUUGAAACUUUCGGGCUUUUGAUACGCAGAACACUGCUUUUAAAUAUUCAAUAUGGAAAUGCCUCAAGACGCCGAAUUCAGUCCUUUCAACCUUCACCAGGACCGCAGGCCCGACAGGAACCCCAGGCUUUCCAAACUCUCCUUGCCGGAGUUGAAUGCCAAGGCUUCCCCCUGCAUGAAGAAUCUUUUCGCUUCGCCAACUGUCCUGUCCCCUGUGACUAAUCUGGCUUUAAAUAUGACCAACCUUGCAGUCCUCGGAAGUCAAUGUGAAACCCCAAAACGUAAGAAGAAUGUCCCGCUUUUAAAGAUACCUUCCUAUGCCUCUGACGCUUCCUCAGAUGCCGGUCUUGGAAUGGAUUCUCCUGGGCCAAUAGACACUGUGGAUGUUGAACUGACGUUUGAAAAGGCCAUGCAAAGAGUGGGCGAACAAGGCAACGAGAAGGUGCCUAUUAGAAGAAUCCAUUCCCUUCCGACUCGGUUGUUGGGAGAGAGCCCCACAUUUAAGAGAAAGGAUUUAGACCCCCGAAGCUUUGGCAUCUUCACUCAGGCUCACUCGGACUCCAACAAGGAAAACAUACAGGAUGGCUCUGUGUUUAAGAAGCCAUCGCUCCCAGUCUCGCGCUCCCGCCUCCGCUCUAGCCCCAACAGAGAUGCUUUUGCUCCACGACCCAAUUCUGCUCCUGCACUUAUGCUCUCCCCACCCUCCACCAGUCACUUUGCUUCACUAGACGACAGCAGCCCCUUCUUCCUGCGGCGCUCCUCGCUCACCAGCAGUCUCCAGGACGACGAUGACGAUGGCUUCCUCGAUGUCCUGGAUGACAUGGAGAAUGAGUCCGACGUUCCGGUGGGCAUGGCCAGUCUCCUCACGGCUCCCCUGGUGACCACCAGACAACCCGCAGAGGACAUUGGCCUGCCGUUGAUUCGGUGUCGGCCGCGGGGUCUCUUCCGUUCGCCGUCCAUGCCCAACCCACAGGUGCGCUUUCAACUCAAGAGGCAAGAGCGCCUGGACGACAACACGCCAACCAGGGUGAAGAGGAGACGCAGUCUGGCCGGCACGCACUUCUCAGAGGAAAUUGAACAGCCCCAACAGACGGCAUGUGCUCAGGUUCAAAGAUCAAAGUCAUUCUGCCAGACUGAGAUUGAGAAGCUGCUGGACAGCGACACCAACAACUUCAUCGGAGACUUCACCAAGCCCUUUGCUUUGCCCACUGUUGAUGGCAAACACCAGGACCUGAAGUACAUCACACCUGAUAUGAUGGUGGCAGCGCUUGAUGGGAGAUUCAACGAGCUUGUGGAGCGUGUGAUCGUCAUCGACUGUCGGUACCCAUACGAGUUCGAAGGCGGUCACAUCAAGGGUGCGUUAAACCUGCACCAGGAGGAGCAAAUUGAGGACUUCCUGAUGAAGACGCCCAUUGUCCCAUCAUGCCAGGGGAAGCGGGUGGUGAUCGUGUUCCACUGCGAGUUCUCCUCAGAACGUGGGCCCCGCAUGGCGCGCUUUGUGCGCGAGCGUGACCGGGCCCUCAACGAGUACCCCCACCUCCACUACCCUGAGCUCUACGUCCUCAAGGGGGGCUACAAGGAGUUCUUCCCCCUUCACCAGUUGGAGUGUGAGCCGCAGUCAUACCGGCCGAUGCACCAUGAGGACUACAGGGAAGACCUGAGAAAGUUCCGGCUUAAGAGUCGCACAUGGGCUGGGGAGCGCAGCAAACGAGACCUUUACAGUCGCCUGAAAAAGCUCUGACCACACCCAGUAGUCCUACUCACUCACUCAUACAUUCUCAUUCUCACUGCCAUUUUAACAACAUUCUACUUCAGCACACACUUCCAUUUGUGCAUCCUCCUUUGCGCAUACAUACUGUACUCCAUAUACUCUCCACAUACACACCCACGCACACACCAACUCCUAUUCAGAAAUAUUUCAGCUCAGGUUCAAAUGUUUCCCUUUUUAAUUGAAGCACUUAUUGUAAUGUUUUGAAUUGAGUUAAAGUGCUGACUUCAGUUUAAGUUUUGUGUUUUAAAAUGGUUUCCAUUUUAUUUGGCUAAUUUAGGAUUUCUCACUGCUACUGUGAGAAUGUUAUAUUAAUGGUCAGUGUCCAUGUGUGUGUGCUCCAUUCUAAGGUCUUUCAAAAGUUUCAUCAAGGAUUCUCUCGAGUGUGUCUGUGUGUACACAUGCGUCAUGGAGAUGUAGUGUGUAGGUUAUUGUGAUUUAUUUCUACUAUCUAUUAGAAUUAUUUAUUUGGCAGGGCUUGUCUCCCUGAAAUAUUUAUCAUAUAAGUUAUUCAUGCUUACAUUUUCUUUCAAAAAGGCUGAUGCCAUGUACACACACAGACUGUCCAGAGAAUCCUUAUAAGAAGCUAACCACUUCUCCAACCUGCCCCCACCCCUCCAUCUUCCUUGUGCUUUGCACUGACUGGGACUUGUGGUGUUAACCUUGUAUUGUACUUACCCAUUACUGAAACUUGAAAUGUUUAGGGAGACUGGAGAGGUUUGGGGAAGUGUGUGUGUGUGUGUUAAGUGACUGACUAACAAGUAUUCCAGGGAAGUAGCGAGGUCUGAUUGGAAUGCUGCAGGACGGCCUGUAAUAUCACCUUUUGCUUUUGUUUUGCUUAUUUUUAUUUAUUUUUUUCUCCCUUGUUCCCCCCUAGAGACCUCUAUUCUAAUGUGUGUGUGUUGUGAGGUUUUGUAAUUACAUUGUGAAUAUUGCUGUACAUUUGGCUGUGAAUAUGUACAAAUGUGGUACUGUGUGGAGACCUCAGAUGUGUAUAUCUUGUGUGUGUUGUACUGGAGGAGAUGUGUGUGGCGAGAAUAAACAUCUGGACAGAA